Messenger RNA from Tribolium madens (black flour beetle), 1743 nucleotides. Its product is annotated as zinc finger protein 628-like. Bases 190 to 1605 code for a protein of 471 amino acids. Gene Ontology annotation, biological process: regulation of DNA-templated transcription. Gene Ontology annotation, molecular function: RNA polymerase II cis-regulatory region sequence-specific DNA binding; DNA-binding transcription factor activity, RNA polymerase II-specific. The transcript is spliced from 3 exons. NCBI's taxonomy places the organism in Eukaryota, Metazoa, Arthropoda, Insecta, Coleoptera, Tenebrionidae. The record is from RefSeq and is a predicted model, not a curated record.
UAGAAAAACGAUGCGGUCGCGAGUCUAGCGCCCUCCCGAUGAGGACUCCUCCUGCAGGUUGGUUACCUGUUGGCUAAGCCGGCGUGUUGCUACUGCUACUUGUUGCUAUCACCUAUCCUCCGCCAUCACUCAACCACCUGCCGGUGCAUUCCGGGACCUGCAACAGCAAGAGAUCGAUACGGCCGCACGAUGCCGCGCUGCUACAUGGUGAAGAAGCAAAGCAACAAGUACAAGGACUGCUGGGACGGGGCGGCUGUCUCAACUGCGGCGCCUGAUAGCCCCACGGAGGGCUGCGUCGCGCCCCCGUACUACACCCCGCUCACCAGCAGCACAGGCUAUUCUCACGAGUUCGUCCCCAAUGGGGCGGUGGAGACACCCCCGCCGUCCUCGAAGACAGCCACCGCCGACUCGCCCAUCUUCCGCACCCGCAGCGCCGAAGAGACCGAAGCCGCUCACGACCUCCUCUCCCUCUCGCAAAGCCUGCCCCCCUUGCCGGCCCCCGGAGUCGUCACAAUCCACCCCACCGUCCCGCACGAAGACAGCCCCCCAUCGCCCAGUCCCUGCUACUACCGGCCGCUGUCCCCCGAGCCCCCUUUGCCCGUCACCGUGCCCUGCUACCCGCCCCCGAUCGUGUAUGUGGUGCAGGUGCCUGCCGCCCCCACGCCGCCCACCUCCGAGUGCUCCUCCGACGCCGAGAAUCUGCAUUUCAGCGACAGGACCAAGUUGAGAGGCGUGGUGGGGGCCCAGCAGGAUAUUCUUAUCCUGCCGCUGUCGCCCGAGCCCGACAGCAGGCUGCAGGAACCGCCGCUGCAACCACAGCCGCCCACGACGGAUGUGGGACAGGAGACAGUGAUAGCAUCUUCCCAUCUCAAUAUUCCGGAUAGGCGGAAACGGAAAAAUAAAAGGACCAAUAAAAGCAACAAGGCUGCAAAAAACAACAAUGAUAGGGACACGCUCGAUAAUAAUGUUGAAAGGGAGAAGGAGGCGAAGCCGCCCAAAACGAAAUUCUACAAAGUGGUUGAGGACGAGUCCGACGACUCCGCAGAUCGCUCUCCCAGCGAGUCCCCCGACUCGACGACGACGACGUCGACGACGAAACUAAAUCGAUACUCCUGCGGAGAAUGCGGAAGACAGUACGCCACGUCCAGCAACCUCUCCCGCCAUAAGCAAACCCAUCGCAGUCUGGACUCGCAAUCGGCGAAGAAGUGCAUGACCUGCGGCAAGGCCUACGUCAGCAUGCCGGCCUUGGCGAUGCACUUGCUCACGCACAAGCUGGCGCACAGCUGCGGCGUCUGCGGGAAGCAGUUCUCGCGGCCGUGGCUGCUGCAAGGCCACCUAAGGUCGCACACGGGGGAGAAGCCCUAUGGGUGCGCCCAUUGCGGCAAAGCCUUCGCCGAUAGGUCGAAUCUGAGGGCGCACAUGCAGACGCAUUCCGGCGAUAAAAAUUUCAGCUGUCCGCAGUGCCACAAGACCUUCGCGCUCAAGUCGUAUCUGAACAAGCACCAGGAAACGGCCUGCUUGCUCUGGGACGAAAGGGCCAAGAAGAAGAGCGACGCCGCGACGGCGACGGUGCACGCCGAGACGCAGACCAUCACCGUCGACUAAGUAUUAUGACGCUAUGACGCAUUACACGAUUGCAAGGAAAAAAACUGAACGGGUCCGGAGAGGUGAGCUUUAUCUGGUGUACAGAGUGGUCAAAAAACAUAAAAUCAACCAAAGGUAACACUGCUUUAAGAAAUUAUU